AUGGAUUUAUUCUUCUCCCCUAAAAGAAACUUGGAUGUAGGGAGUUUGGUGUUGGUAAAGAGCAGUGACAGUCAUCUGGAACCCAGGUUUCUUCUGUCUUUCAAUACUGCAGUUCUUAGUGCGUGGUCAGAAGUGGCUGCUGGAGCUCCAGCCAUUGUAUUCAUACCUCAUGUGGAAAGCGGGAAUGGCAAAAUUUGGUCUGUCAUUAGCUGGCAUUUAGUCACUUGUCCAUACGUAUUUGCCAGGAGACUUGGAAGGGUGGAUUUUCAGCUGGGCACAUUGCCAGCAAUUCUGGUGUAA
Molecule: messenger RNA, 300 nt
Organism: Rangifer tarandus platyrhynchus (Svalbard reindeer)
Lineage: Eukaryota; Metazoa; Chordata; Mammalia; Artiodactyla; Cervidae
Source: the annotation of a GenBank genome assembly